CUUCAAAGAAGAAUCAUAGGAGUUUAUGAAGUUGGAAAUAUUGCAUUAUAUCUACUGUGUUACUGCAACAAAAAAUGAAUUACAUCAUACAAUAAAAUACAAUAAAUAUAAUACAAUAUAACAGUAUAUUAAUUAUAUUAAUACAAUCUUAUAUUAAAUAUUUGAGUAACAGGGGAGAUUAAAAAUUAAUUCAACAAUGAUUUAAUAUAUUCAAAAAAUGUGAUGAUUUUUAUAUUUCAUAUAUAUAUGUGUAAUAUAUAUAUAUAUAUUUUUUCUUAUCAAUAACGCAUUCGUUUUAUAUUUUACUCAAAAAGCAACAAAAGGGAACUAUUUUAUUCAAAAAAGAAACAUCCAUGCAUGAAACAAGUCAUUAUAAAUUAUUCACAUAUUACGAACAAAAUUUGUUGCGUAUCUGCCCUCUGAUUGGUCGAAAUUGCGUAUUUCGUUCAUAACACAUAUUCGCUCAAUUGCGCAUGCUCAGAAAACCGGUAUUUCCUCAUAUGUGUGACGUUUAAGCGGAAAUUGUAAAUUUGAGAAAUUUAUUAUAAAUGCAGCGACAAUUAUGAAAAAGGGAAGAAUUGUAAAUAAAAAAUCGAAUUGGUCUCGUAAAAUCGCUUUGUAAGAAAAGUUGAAACUUUUGGUCACAAUGAAAUGGAAGCUUUUAAUACGUUUUAUUUAUGAAAGAGGGGGGAAAUAGACGAAUUCUCGGUGAUGCGAAAGGUGAUGUUAAACGUUGCAUAUCGCAGAUACAAGUCACGAAGCGUGGUCGGGACAAGUCUAGACGAUCAUCGUCGAGGAAAAACCGAUGAAGCUUGACCGUACUCAACACAGGUAUCUAAAUAUGUAUCGAAAUUGUUGUAAAGAACCGAUAAGAAAUGAUGAUUCAUACGCGUAACCUUUACGAUAACGAGUUACGUUAGCGAGCAGCUGAAAACGUGCCUGUGAUAUACAUUUUAAGUAUUGUGUGUUAAAAGCCCAGGGAGUUGUGAAAUGUAUUAGAUCAGUGACCAAAGAAGUAACAUAGUAUACAAAAUCCAGUAUGAUGUAAAAAGUGAAAGUGAGAGUGUGAACAAAACUGAGGCGUUUCAAUCAAAUCGAUAUACCGAAUCACAGACCGACAUGCAGCUACGAUGAACAAAAUAAAUAGGCCGGACAUUUUCACGCGUGUCAUUUAUGAUUUUAUAUUUCGCAACGCAACGCGUAUUAAAACAAGCAUUUACUGAUUCAUUCUCAAUUUAUUCUAUUACUAUUUUUAUCAGAACCUAUAUACAUUUAUUUUUCAAGAAGUAUUAAAUAUUAAAGUAAGCCACAUUUGAAUAACAGUAAAAAAUUAAGCAAGAGAAUAAGCGAAUCUAUUACAAGAAAAGGAAGAUAUCGAUAGUACUUUAUAUAUAAUUCACACGAAGCAUGUAUCGAAAGUAUAUUCGAACCUAAAGAAAAGGAAAGAAUUUUCAUUAACACGAAUCAACGUACAAACUACAUGUAUAAUUGAUAUAUUUAUUAACAGAAUAUCAAAAAUAAGACGCAAUCGGUAUUUGCAGAAGACUUGGUUACACGAUGUUGACUCAGCUUCGGUGAGAACGUAGCAUAGAAUCGGAACUCGAUCGAGGUCGAGCUUUAGUAAUCGAUUGUUGCAUUUUCGGCGUCCUUCUCUUUUCCACACACAGGAGAGCUCUAGAAUCACAUACAAAAAUAAUUAAAUCAGUCUGAAAUAGGACCUGAUACAGAAUCGAUAAGGUGUAGAAAAAUCAAAUUCUUAUUGUAAGAGGCCGAGCAUUGAGCACGGGUGCGUGUUUACGGUACGGAGCGAACCAAAACAUCAAUGACCUUGAAAGAGAAGCAGUCACGUGACUGGGAGAGAGCACAAGGAUUGGAUAGUUUCGGCGCAUAUAAUGUGUAUUGCGUCGUGCGCACCCUAUGUCCCGCAUUCCGUGUCCGAUAGAUGGUUGAAAGUUUAGCGAGGGGUGAAGGGGCGAAAGACAGACUACGCGACGGCUUACGACGACGACGACGACGGGUACGACGACGACGACGAGGACGACGAGAAAAAACGGGAGAGGAGAGAGAGUGUGACUCGGCCCCCGUCUAUGUGUGCGCGCGCGUUGCUCGGUUGUGUUGUCCAAGAUGAAGUCCGACUCUAAACCUUUGUUGACAGCUCAGGCGGAAAAGGCGAAUCAUUACACAUACUUGAAGGAAUUUCGCGUCGAACAAUGUCCCCUCUUUAUACAGCGCAAAUGCACACAGCACCGACCCUUCACGUGCUUCAACUGGCACUUUAUGAACCAGCGGAGGCGAAGACCGGUGAGAAAGAGGGACCGCACCUUCAACUAUAGCGCUGAUAAUUAUUGCACCAAGUACGACGAGACUACCGGCAUAUGUCCAGAUGGAGACGAGUGUCCGUUUCUUCACCGUACUGCUGGCGACACAGAAAGGCGUUACCACCUACGUUAUUAUAAAACCUGCAUGUGUGUCCAUGAUACAGAUACACGUGGGUUCUGUGUCAAGAAUGGCCCUCAUUGUGCCUUUGCACAUGGUAAUCAUGAUCUUCGUCCCCCUGUUUAUGACAUUAAGGAGAUACAGGCACUGGAGAACCCUGAUUCUGAUCCUAAUUCAUCUUCUAAUGGACCAAACAUACUUGACAAAGAAAGGAACUUAAUGAAUGAAGAUCCAAAAUGGCAGGAUACGAAUUAUGUACUCAGUAAUUACAAAACAGAACCUUGCAAACGUCCACCAAGACUUUGUCGUCAGGGCUAUGCCUGUCCACAAUAUCACAACAGUAAAGAUAAAAGACGUAGUCCACGCAAGUACAAGUACAGAUCAACACCAUGUCCUAAUGUAAAACAUGGAGAAGAAUGGGGUGAACCAGGCAAUUGCGAACAAGGAGAUGCUUGUACAUAUUGUCAUACACGUACGGAACAACAAUUCCAUCCUGAGAUAUACAAAUCCACAAAGUGUAAUGAUGUACAACAAGCUGGAUAUUGUCCACGCGGAGUCUUCUGUGCGUUUGCACAUGUUGACCGUGAGUGUACCCUCAUAAACCUGUUGCCAACAGAAGAAAUGAGCCUGGCGAGGGACAUGGCGGUACCUAUAGAUUGUGGCACCAAUCUGGCAGAUAUUCUAAGCAAUGCGCUUCCACCCGAUAAGCGCAGUCAUGAGAAGGAUAAACAACUUAGUGAUAGUAGUAAUGGAAGCGGUGAAGUAUCAGAAUCAGCAAGUACUAGUAGCGUUGGCAGUAACAGUUCACACAGUAAAGCUCCUGGUGCUCAACUUCAUAACUCCAAUUCCAAUAGCACUGUAAACACUUCCAAUCAGCAAAAGUUAACAAGCAUACUUUAUAAUCCCAGUUCUCUUUUGCAAGUUGGUGAAAUACGAAAACAAGUGGUUACAAUAGACAGUGAUCCUUUAUUAACGAAAGCAGAAAAAGCUCAACUGAAACAAAGCCUAUAUAGUGCAUAUAGUUUGAAUGGAACCUUAGGGAAUCAUUCAUUAGCAACUACCGUCUCACCACUUUCAAGUUCAUUUUACCCAAAUGAUACUGUGGAAUCUGUAGUAGGAAAUGCAUUAGACGAGUUACAUCUAGAUGACCCCUUAAAUUUAGUAGAAUCAAUUCAUAGGGAUACGAAUUCACCAAUUAGCAAUUCAAUAUCAGCAGGCCUAGCAAGUUCUGGACUAUUAGGUAGCUCAGCACCAGUUAAUAUUCCUGGAAUGAAUGAACGUUCAGUUCUUACGAAUUUUUCGCCAUCAACAUCCAGUCCACUGCAGCAUCUACAUUCGACUGGUUUUCUUACUGGAUCUAGAUUUUCUCACCAGGAUUCAAUAGAAUCGACUAUGCCAUUUAUGAAUCAAGUAUCAGACCCAUUUAGCAAUCAUAUUUCACAGCUUAGCAGUUCAGCUUCUAAGCUUAGCGGAUUUAAUAGUAGCUUAUUUGAUUUUACAAAUCAAGGAAUGUCUCCAUCUCGUACUCAACCUCUCCCAGCAUCUCCAUUGGUUAAUGCAUUUUCCAUUAGUCCGAGUAACACAGGAUCUUUAUCUGAGGUACAAAGGCUCAGGGAGGAAUUGACAUCAAGUCGUGCGCAACUAGCAACGUGGGACGAACGUAUUAAUCAAGCUAGAGCUGCUUGCGCCGCAUGGCAAUUAGAAAGUGAGGAGGCUAAAAGAAAAGCAAGUAUCGCUGAACAGCAGAGAGAUGAGGCCUUGUUACAAGUGAAAGCAUUAAGGGUAGAAAAUGAAGCGUCUGGUGGUGGACCAUACCUUCACACAUUGAGAAGAACAAGUGAGCUCAGAUCGUUAUCGAUAGCUGCAUUAAAAUCAAUUCAAUCACAGCUUCGUUCGGAUCUCGAAGAAGUAGAAAAGGUGCUGUACAGAGAAACGGCAACAAAGUGCAUGGUUUGCGAAGAACAAAAUCGCACUGUUACCCUCUCACCCUGUAACCACUACGUGGUCUGCUCGACGUGCGCUCCAAAUCAACGAGAGUGCCCGUACUGCCAGACUCCGGUUGUCUCCACAAGUUAGGUCCGAAUAUUUUGUUAGAACACCCGUUGUUAUAAUCUCCAUUCUUUCUUAAUAACCAAGACAAAUAUCCUCAUAAUUCUAAUGUGAGUAGUACUAGGAUUUUCAACGUAAAUUCCCGGUACUUUAAAUGCGAUGGUAUAUAAAAUGAACAAUUAAAAGAAUUUGUAUUGCGAUACAUGUACAACCGCAAUAGAAAAAAGAAACAAAACAAACGAUGAACAAAUUUAUUCAAAUAUAUAAUUUGACUGUCGCCAAAGUGAAUAUGGAUGUGAUAA
This is a messenger RNA of Bombus huntii, 4787 nucleotides long. It is a transcript of the gene unk, whose product is annotated as RING finger protein unkempt homolog. The transcript has 12 exons. The record is from RefSeq and is a predicted model, not a curated record. Bases 2125 to 4512 code for a protein of 795 amino acids. NCBI's taxonomy places the organism in Eukaryota, Metazoa, Arthropoda, Insecta, Hymenoptera, Apidae. Gene Ontology annotation, molecular function: metal ion binding.